Messenger RNA from Pocillopora meandrina, 2094 nucleotides. The record is from the annotation of a GenBank genome assembly. Lineage: Eukaryota; Metazoa; Cnidaria; Anthozoa; Scleractinia; Pocilloporidae.
UAUCUGAUACUACGAUAGAUGACCGAAGGUGCAUACUUGAAUCAUUGAAUAAUUACAAAACAGAGGUCGUUUGGAAAUGGCGGAUAGUGAUGAUAAAUCUGCAAUUGUCUACGACAUAACGCGCUUUAACCGAUCUCAAGUAGUUGAAAAACUUGAAGACAUUUUCAAAGACAGAGGUUAUCAAAAAAAGAAGUCUGUUUUUUAUUUGGGAAUCUGUAGAGUCGACGAAACGCUAGAAUUUCGCAAGUUAUUCAGACUAAAACAAGAUCCAUGGCCUUAUCAACCCGGAAACAUGACAGUAUUACAAGGUCGGGAAUUUAUUAGCAAAUUUUACGACGGGCUCUUAGUUGAAAAGCUGAAUAAACAAUAUGGCUGCAAAACCUCUUUGUUCGCUAAACAUCUUGAGAACCUGUUCGAGGACAAUACCAAUAUAGCUGGAUACCCAUUCGUAACUUCAGAAGUGUACAUUCUUUGGCUAUUCGAAAUAGCGAGACGACGAGUAAAAGAUUCGGAAGAAAUGAAAAAGUACAACAAACUCAAGAUUGAUGGAGCAAUUACAAAUCUCAUAGCACUGAUGAAAGCUGAUCAUUGUGGAUUCGACGCCGUUUUUUUGGAAGGAGGAGAAUUUCAUUGCUUCAGUGGCAAACCUGAAAAUAUAAAAACUGUUAUUAAAAAGAUUAAAGAGACUAAAAAGAGCCUCGAACAAGCGUAGCGUAAAAAGAGGACGUAGAAGAACUGAAGCAAGACUUACGCAGCCUGUCCGUUAGCGGUUCAUCGUCGGCAAAGAAGGUGCAACAGAAAGAUCGGAAGAGUUGAGUUCCAGGUAGACUAAUUUGCUCAUUUGUACCUGUAAUUUUUUGCGAAAGAUUUCAUAAAACUGAAAUAUUGAUCUCAGCGUCCGCAUAUGCUGCGUUUUCAAUCAGCGUCAAAAUAUAUUUCUGUAGUGACGCAAAGUAAAAUAAGUUUCAACUGGAGUUAGUAGUUUUGUAACAGCUGACUGAUUAUUGAAGAGUAAUUCAUAUUGUAGCGGUGCAGUUUUUUUUAAGUCUACGUUUUGAACUCGUAACUAUGUAAGGUUUCUAUUAUGAGGUGAGAAGGAAUUUUUCAUGCCGAAACAAAAAUAAAUCUUUCUUCCUUUUGAAAAGAGAUGAGUAUUUUCUCAGAAUGAAGUUAUUUCAAUUCAUCAAGGUCACGUUUAAUUUAGAUCAAGCGUGAAUAUUUGUAAAUAGCCCUAUGCUCAAAUAAUGAGCACAUCCACGGUGACAUGAAAUCUAACUUGUGAUUCUGUACAUCAAUUGAAAAGCUUGUGGCUGUGCUGGGAGGAAGUCACAGUACUAUCGAAAACUUCGUUUUGAAAUAGAAGGGCUCCAUUGCUUCUCUGUCUCGAUCUUGUAAAGGCGACUUAGCACGCAAAGGAUAAGAAGAGCUCCCUUAAGCAGGCCGGAUGGGAGAAUACUGUACUGCCCGCACUAGGAAUCAGAUUGCAGGAUUUGCAGAAUACCGCCCGCUCACGCAUCGAGAAAAAAAUAAUUAUGAGUACGAAAUGGAAAUCAAAAGACGCAACAGUUGUUGAACCUGGUUUUGAUAUCAUUUACGCGCAGAUAAAUUAUUGAGGGACUCAAUGGGGUGAUAGCCUUUACGGCUAACAGUUAUAAUUUUGGCCAAUUUACGGCUAAUGAUAAUAUAAUUCCAUUGCUGUCCACUGUAAUUUUUUUUCCAUACUAUUUCAUGAAGACAUGUAUAUGUAAAUAGCCCUAUGCUAUAAGUCUGAACAACGCUGUGGCGGUUUAGUUUUAUAGUUUGUGGAAUUGCUUACCCUUUUACCACAAGUCCCUCGAGGGAUUUUUUUCCCAAUGAGCAAAAAGUGGUUCAGUGAGCGAUUUUUUGAAAAAUGAAUUAAACUUAAAGUGCAAUCAUAUCUUAUAAGAGGAUCCUAGGCUGCCGUGCAUCUAAAAAAUCUAUAGGUGACCUCAAAAUUCGUGAAGUAAGAGCAAAAAAAAGGCACUCAGAGGCGUAGCCGGGUCAGUCACUGGUAUUCUUAACUCGUUUUUACGUCUCCUUUUAUCAAAGAAUAAUAAAGAAGCAAUCAGCAAG